This is a messenger RNA of Diorhabda sublineata, 5055 nucleotides long. RefSeq lists its product as uncharacterized. The transcript is spliced from 7 exons. NCBI's taxonomy places the organism in Eukaryota, Metazoa, Arthropoda, Insecta, Coleoptera, Chrysomelidae. The record is from RefSeq and is a predicted model, not a curated record. Gene Ontology annotation, biological process: regulation of transcription by RNA polymerase II. Gene Ontology annotation, molecular function: RNA polymerase II cis-regulatory region sequence-specific DNA binding; DNA-binding transcription factor activity, RNA polymerase II-specific. Bases 311 to 4657 code for a protein of 1448 amino acids.
UAAAUUGUGGAGGUGCUUGUUUGUAAAUAUUGGGAAUAAAAAUUUUAUUAAAUAUUAAGAUAAUUAAACGACUUUAGGUCUAAAUUAAAAACCACAGACAUUAUCGUUUUUGAAAAAUGGAGAAAUAAAAUAGGUAAAAAUUUAUAUUCACUAGGCACUUUCUACCACUGAAAUUUGUCAGUUGUGCCAAAGGAGUUGAGGAUUUACUUAAUCUUAAUAUAAUCCAAAGAUUCCAAGAUGUUCUUUCUACUUUUUAAAAUAAAGUUAUUUAUCUGAAAAAAAUUGGCAAUAAAUUCCAUUUUUCUGUAACAUGGAUGUAAAACAAGAAUCAAAUGAUAUAUUUGAUGAAAAUUACAAACAUGAACAAAACAAACAACUCUCUCUUGGUGGAAAAGAUGAUAAUCACAUGAUUAAUUUCACCAAAUAUGAGCUAGUUUCAAUAAAACAAGAAGACUUGGACAUUGAUAGGGAUCAAAAGGAAGAUAAACAGCUAUCAAGCACAAACCCAGGCAAUGCAAUGAUUCAUCAAAAAGCUGAAACAGUAGAGCAAUUUUGUCCAAAUGAAAUUGACAAUAAUCUAAAAAGUUUUGUUGGAAUUAAACAAGAGAAGGAUGUUGAUCAAGGUACUAACCAUUCACAGCGGCCACUUAAAUUGGACAUCAAUCAAAAUGGCAAAUUGACCAGAAAAAAUUGGUUACAAAAAGAAACUUUCCAACUAAACCAUAUGAAGAACUGGGUCCUCCUCGGUGGUAUAUCAAUUUGUAGGCUCUGUGGAAAUUUAUUCGCUAAGAAAUUUCAACUCAUUUAUCAUGUUGCACGACAUUUUGUCAAGAAAAGACGUUUUCAUACAACUAAUAACAGUAUAAAAUCAAUUGAAACAAUGAAUCAUCAUAUUAAACGUGAAUUAUUUGAUUGUAAAUCACUGGAUAUAUCAAAACAUAUAAAAGACAAACUGUAUAAUGUAGGUGAUAAAAAAUUAUUUGAAUGCGACAUUUGUUUAAAAAUGUUCAAAUGUAAAAGUAAGUUAGUUAGACACACACGUAUUCACACUGGAGAAAAACCAUUUACUUGUAAAAUUUGUUCCAAAUCGUUCACAUGCAAACGAAAUUUAAUUCACCAUAUGCUUCGUCACACAGGAGAAAAACCAUUCAAAUGUGAAAUUUGUUUAAAAUUAUUCACAGUUCGAAGUGGUUUGGUUGAACAUAUGAGUUGUCAUACCGAGGAAAAGCCAUUCAAAUGUGAUAUUUGCACAAAGUUUUUCGCUAGAAGAAGAGAUUUAGUAAGGCACACAAAGAGAAUUCAUAUUAAAGAAAAACCUUUCAAAUGUGAAAUUUGUUCUAAAUUAUUCUCAGUAUCAAAUGAUUUAGUUAAACAUAACAGAACUCAUACAAGGGAAGAACCAUUCAAAUGUGAAAUUUGUUUCAAAUUGUUCACACUCAAAAGUAAUUUAUCCAGACACAAGCGCAGUCACACAGGAGAAAAACCACAUAAAUGUGAAAUUUGUUCCAAAUUGUUCACAUGGAAAGGAAGUUUAGUUUAUCACAUGCGCUGUCACACCGGAGAAAAACCACAUAAAUGUGAAAUUUGUUCCAAAUUGUUCACAGUCCAAAGCAGCUUAGUUAAACAUAUGCGUUGUCACACUGGUGAAAAACCAUUUAAAUGUGAAACUUGUUUGAAAUGUUUCACGGUCAAAAGUAGUUUAAUUAGACAUAUCCGCAAUCACACUGGUGAAAAGCCUUAUCACUGUGAAGUUUGUUACAAAAAUUUCUCAAUUAAAAGUAGUUUGGUGCGUCACAUGUUUGUACAUACAGGAGAAAAACCAUUCAAGUGUGAAAUAUGCUCUAAAUCGUUCAACAUUAAAAGUAACUUACUUAAACACAUUCGCACACAUAGUUUGAAAUGUGAGAAAUUUGUUUUCUCGGCAAAAGAUAGAGAACGUUUAGGGCGACUUCGAAAGACCACAACCGCUGAAGAUAAACGUAUCAGUAAAAGUGAUCAACGACUCGCAGGCCCAGCUCAGAUCGAUGAAUCUAGGGAUCUACCUUUGAGUACUUCAAUAGUGGAAAGGCGAUUGGGAGAUAGUUUGAGGUUUUUGGGACUAAAAGAAGAGAGUUUGUGCGCAGGAUUUUUCGCCAGUGUGAUACCGCAUAUGUUUAUUCAAACUACUUCUCUGAGUGAAAUAUUUCGAACAAAUGUCGCAUUUGAAGGGUUUCUCGCCGGUAUGACCGCGCUUGUGUCCAUUCAAAGAGCCCCGUUCGCCGAAAGAUUUCGAACAGAUAUCACAUUCGUACGGUCGUUCGCCGGUAUGGCAACGCGUGUGUCGCACCAAAUGACUCCUACAGGCGAAAAUCUUCGGGCACGUGUCGCAUUUGAAUGGUUUUUCGCCGGUAUGGAUGCGCGUGUGGACAUUCAAAGUGCCUCGCUGGGUGAAAUGUUUCAUACAAAUUUUACAUUGGAAUCGUUUGUUGUCUCUGUGACCGUUCAGGUGUUGGAUCAAAUGGCUUUUAAUUUAUAUAAAAAAAUUAUAAUGGAAGUAAAGAAAGAGCCAGAAUAUACUUUUGUCAAAGUGCCUAUUGAGGAUAAUCUUUCUUUUAAUAGAAUUAUUGAAGAAACGAAUGAUCCUAACAUAUGUAAUGUUAUAAAAAACGAAUUUCCAGUGCCUGUAAAAUAUGAGAAUAAUGUAGAAUUAUUAGAACAAAUAUGUGAAAAUAUUAAAAGUGAAAUCGAAGAGAAUGAUGUAGAUCUAAAAUGCGAUAUGGUUUUAAAAAAUAAUAUACAAACAUCAAAAAUUGGAAUUGUAACGAAAAGGCAACUUAUGAAUCAUUCGGUUUUACCUGGAGGUAUUUCUGUCUGUAAAAUAUGCGGAAAUUUGUACAUUAAAAAAUUUGUUCUUUGUAAUCAUUUUGUGAAAAAUACUCGUUUUAAUAAUCACUCGAGGGAUUACAGACAAAAACAAAAUAUACAAUCUCACCGUAACAAACUAUAUAAAUGUAAAACUUGUUUCAAAUUGUUUAGAAAGAGAAAUUAUUUAAUCGAACACCUGCGGAUUCAUACAGGGGAGAAAACUUUUAAAUGCGAAACUUGUUUUGAAUUAUUUACCGUUAAAGAACAUUUAGUUGAACAUAUAUCGAUCCAUAACAGCGAAAAACCAUUCAAAUGUGAUAUUUGUGUAAAAUCCUUCAAGCUUAAAAAUAGUUUAGUUCGACACGUGCGUAUUCACACCGGAGAAAAACCGUUCGAAUGUGAAAUUUGUUCGAAAUCGUUCACAAGGUCGAGUUAUUUGGUCAUUCACAAACGUACCCACACCGGAGAACAACAACUGAAAUGCGAAGUUUGUUCAAAAAUGUUCAAUUAUAGGAGCGAUUUAAUUCGACACGUGCGUGUACACACGGGCGAAAAACCCUUCAAAUGCGAUAUCUGUUCGAAAUCUUUUUCUAAACGUGACAAUUUAAUGGAACACGUGCGCCGCCACACGGGCGAAAAACCGUACGAAUGUGACACGUGUUUCAAAUCGUUCGCAAUCAAAUACGAUUUAAUCAGACACGCGCGUAUUCACACGGAAGAAAAACCCUUCAAAUGCGAUAUUUGUUCGAAAUUAUUUACAAGAUCGAGUUAUUUAAUGAUUCACAAACGCAGUCACACCGGCGAACAACAAUUGAAGUGCGACGUUUGUUCAAAAAUGUUCAAUUAUAGGAGCGAUUUAAUCAGACACGUGCGGCGUCACACGGGCGAAAAACCGCACGAAUGUGACACGUGCUUCAAAUCGUUCGCAAUCAAAUACGAUUUAAUCAGACACGCGCGUAUUCACACGGAAGAAAAACCCUUCAAAUGCGAUAUUUGUUCGAAAUUAUUUACAAGAUCGAGUUAUUUGACAAUUCAUAAACGUAGUCACACCGGUGAACAACGAUUUAAAUGCGACGUUUGUUCAAAAAUGUUCAAUUAUAGGAGCGAUUUAAUAAGACACGUGCGUGUACACACGGGCGAAAAACCGUUCAAGUGUGAUAAUUGUUCGAAAUCUUUUACUAAACGUGAUAAUUUGAUGGUACACGUGCGUCUUCACACGGGCGAAAAACCGUACGAAUGUGAAACGUGUCUGGAAUCGUUCGCAAUCAAAGACGGUUUAAUCAGACACGCGCGUGUACACACAGGUGAAAAACCGUUCAAAUGCGAUAAUUGUUCGAAAACUUUCACAAGAUCGAGUUAUUUGACGAAUCACAAACGUAGUCACGUCGGCGGACAACGAUUCAAAUGCGACACUUGUUUGAACGCGUUCAAUUUUAGAAGUGAUUUAGAUAGACACGCGCGUAUUCACACCGGAGAAAAACAAUUCAAAUGCGAUAUUUGUUCGAAAUUAUUUACAAGAUCGAGUUAUUUGAUCAUUCACCAACGUACCCACACCGGCGAACAACAAUUGAAAUGCGACGUUUGUUCAAAAAUGUUCAAUUAUAGGAGCGAUUUAAUUCGACACGAGCGUAUUCACACCGGAGAAAAACCGUUCGAAUGUGAUAUUUGUUCGAAAUGUUUCGCGAACCGCGGUAAUUUAAUCAGACACGUGCGUCGUCACGCCGACGAAAAACCGUACGAAUGUGAAACGUGCUUAAAAUCGUUCGCAAUACGAGACGGUUUAAUUCAACACGUGCGUAUUCAUACGAGUUGAACGUUAUGUCAUUCGAUGCGCCUCUUAGACGUACCAUGAGUGCGACAAGUCUAGACAUGCUCGACACAAACGAUCACGAUCGAGUAACACCGCUGGGGACGAGAAUCAUCCGAAGAUGAUCCACGUGCGGUGAUUACUCCAGAAAAUUGUAGCACAGACCAAAAAAAGCGGCGUCGAGUAGAAUGUGAGCGAUUUUUAGAGCUUUGCCGCGAAGAUCGAGCAAGUUUCUAUGAUCCGUAAUCCAAAAGAGAUUCCAUGGAACGGUAUCGCAAAAACGAACGAAACGAAUGUCUCGAAAGGCACUAAAAAUGCGAUGGCUACAAUGUUUUUGGAGUUCGAGGACAUCCUUUUGAUUUACUUUAAGAAAUCAAUGCUCCUGUGUACACUCAUACGCUUUC